This is a messenger RNA of Cotesia congregata, 1041 nucleotides long. The record is from the annotation of a GenBank genome assembly. Lineage: Eukaryota; Metazoa; Arthropoda; Insecta; Hymenoptera; Braconidae.
AUGUUAUAUUUCGUGAAAGUGUUGUUACUUAGUAUUGCUGUUACAACUUACUUCAUACCCGACGUAGAAACCUGUUUCCGAAAAUGCCCUGACUAUAUAAAUACUUUAAAAGGCAAUGAAAAUCGUGAAAGAUUCAUCACUUAUUUGUCGGAUUCAUUAAAAUUGCGGGAUUUGGCGCUUAUUGGCACGAGAUAUUCGGCAUCAUACAUAACAUAUAUUCCACGUUACAAGACACAAGAUCGACCAAUCGAUUUGCAGCUGAUUUCCGGUGUACGUGUGCUGGAUAGUGCUGUUUGGUCUUCAUCUGAUGAAUUCUACCUCUAUAAGUGGGCCAAGUAUUUGAUGACCUUCGAUGAAUUUCUUGGACCGAUAAAUUCCUUCCUUACUGCUAAUCCCGGAGAAUUCGUGAUAACACUGAUACACGAAGAGCAUAAACGGGGAGCUGAUGUCACUAAAAGCAACUGCGAAAUAGUUCGAUCUUACUGUUCCUUGAGCAACGGACAUCGAAUUGUAACCAAUUGGUCACUAGAGGACACUAUCGGACAGCAUCGUGGAAAAAUUCUACUCGCUGGGUUGGAUUCGUCAUUUGACGAUUGUGCGUUGAGCAUUGCUAGUAACUGCCAAGUGCAAGACACGGAGACGUCAGUUGAUAGUUCCUCGAAGAUUGAAGACAAGUGGAUUGACAUCCAGAAAUUUCACGACAGAAGUUAUCGGAAAGACAGUGGACAUUGUUUUGUUAAUUUCAUGGCUGAUAAACCGGAUACCAAUACUUGGAAAAUGGCGGUAAAAGGUGGCACUUCUACGAGAAAUGGAUGCGAAGCGCCGCUCAACGUCCGCAUGGCUAGUUACUUCAGUAACCCUCAUCGUGCGCUGAUUAUGGUCAUGGCAGAUUAUGUCACCCAAAAUUUAAUUGAUAGUAUUUUAAGUUCUAAUUUUAAAGGUGAUACAUUUUAUACUAUGUAUGUAAAUAAUUCAGACGUUAUUAAAAUAUCUUUCACGGUUUUUCCAUUAAGUAAAUACUUUUUGAUGGUUAAAGAGUAG